Peniophora sp. CBMAI 1063 is the source of this 1356-nucleotide messenger RNA. Lineage: Eukaryota; Fungi; Basidiomycota; Agaricomycetes; Russulales; Peniophoraceae. The record is from the annotation of a GenBank genome assembly.
AUGUCUACUUCCUCCGAGCUUGACCGUUGGCCGACGUAUGCCAAGCACGAGGUCCUGCCUGUUCCUUCUGAUCCCGAGGGCCAUGUAGCGUCGGUCACCGCCAUUGCGUUCAGUCGCCGUGGAGACUUCAUAGCUAUCGCCAGUGUUCGCCAUACUACUCAGGGAGAUAACGGGCUGAUCCAGGUCUACGCCAUGGACGAUGUUCUGUCUAUCAAGAGAGCCGUCAAUAUACCCGCGCAUCCAACCGCUCUAGUCUGGUACAAGAGCGUACUCAUCAUCGGAGAUCGUACUGGGGAUGUGACUCUGAUCGACUGCGAUUAUCUGGAACCCGAGGCAGAGCACAAUCAGGAGAAUUGGGCGGGUGGAGAGAUACGAGCGCUUGCAGUCGCUGACAACUACGUUGCCUUGGGUACUCCGGCAUGGGUCCAGAUUGCCAAGUUAAGGGCUCGUUCAUGGUAUAGAGCAGGCGCUUGGUACGAUAGACGAGUCGUGCAGUUCCCCAGCUCAGCGGCAUCGGCUUUGAGGGUUGAGCAACAUAGCCCUGUCGCUCUGGACUUCACCAGUGAUUGUAGCAUUCUCGUAGUCACAUACGAGCGGGACGGGAUCGUCGGCUCGUCUGCCCUAUCACCACGGGCUUCUGUUCUAGCGGCCACGAACCUGAGUGGCGGUAUCGACAUGUACACAUUGGACGGACAAAACCCCAAACACGACCGUACACUUCCCCUGAAGAGAACGGGCGUCAACCGAGCAAUCCCCAUUGUCUUCAUACACGAUGGCGCUGGUAUUCUUGUCGGUAGCACACACGGUGUUGCGCGCGUACUCACUUCACGAGGAAACCUCAUGCAGUAUUUUGCCGUAGAUGCCGAGCAAAACCUCGUGCAGGAAGUCGCAUACGCAGUAUCAGGUGAACGGCACUAUAUGGCCUUCGGGACCGCAGAUAGCUCCGGCGCCAACGUUGUUGCGAUCUAUCGCUCUCAUGAGACGUCGCUGCGUAUCACCGGCCGCAAGAUCAAGGAAACCGUCAUUUCUGCUCUAUCUAUUAUGACUGUGCUCUUUCUGCUCCUGGUGGUCUUCCUAGGAACGCUGUCGCUUUGGAGAUGGUAUAGUGGAGAUGGUGGGCGCGACACCUGGGUGCCCAUGAUCAGUGUUCAAUCACGCGACGGAGGUGUUUUGGCGCAGGAUAUACCUUCCUUGGACGACUACCUCGUAAUGGGUCUGGCGAAGGGCGACCAUAUACUUGACGAAGCGAUGGCGUUUGUUGAUGGGUUUGAUCCAGAUGCGCAAUUCGGAGAGAGCGAAUCGCAAGGUCCUUGGUCUUCUGCUGUGGCGUCUAUGCUCCGAACCGUUAAUGUAUAG